UGGUAGCGCGCCCUUCCCCUGUUCCCCCCGCGCCUCCCCGCGCGGCCGCGUUGCUGGGCAACGGGCGGGAGGAGCUGCCCCCGCCGCCAUGUUGAAAGCUAAGGUGCUGCUGGUGGGGCCGCGCGAGUCUGGAAAAUCGGUGUUGGCAAACUUUGUUUCGGAGAGCACAGAAGGGAUUGGCAGCUACAGCCCGACGCAAGGUGUAAGGAUCCUGGAGUAUGAGAAGCCAAACUUGAACGGUAACAGCAAGGGAGCUGGGUGUCGAUUUGAGUUGUGGGAUUGCAGUGGUGAUCAAAAGUUUGAAACAUGCUGGCCAGCUCUGAUGAAGGACUCUCAUGGCGUAAUAAUAAUCUUCAAUCCUGAGCUGCCCAGUCACCUGAAAGAAAUCGAAAUGUGGUACUCCUGUUUCGUGCAGCAGCAGCCACUGCUUGAUAGUCAGUGUCUCCUAGUUGCACAUCACAAGCCAGGCAGUGCAGGCGACACAGAAAAUCUGUCCUUGGGUAAGAAGAUGGAAAACUCAAUCUCUAACUCAAGAGCUUACCCACUGAACAAGAUAAAACUAAUACAUUCUAACUUAGAAGAUGAUCCUGAAGAUGUCCGGAUGGAAUUCAUGAAAUACUUCAAAAGCAUUAUCGCCUUCAUAGAUGAGAGCAGAGAGAGGGAAGAAAUGUCAAUUAUCUCAUAACAUUAGAAGAAAUACUGAACAGGGAAGAAAAAGGAUUAUUUUCACUUUGUAAGCUAUACUAGCCUGUGAACAGGUCCUCACAAUGAGAAUUUGCCAGCCUAUAAACACUUCAGAGAAAAUAAUGCACAAUUUGUGACUUAACCAGAAAAAAACAAGUGCUGACAUUAGAUGAACUGUGGUGCCAAAAAGAUGGCUGCACAUCCAUGAAUUUGGGUAAAUUUAGCUGCACUUUGGUUUUAUUUGGCAUCAGAGGUACAGGAAGGUAUUGUUUAAUAUGUUAGUGUGGACCAAAAGAUAAAGGUAUCGGUCAUCCCUUCCCUUCAAAAUCCCUUUUUGUAGAGGUGCUAAGAGAAGAAAGCCUGACAAAACAUAAGAUUUAUGGAGUUCUGUUGAAGCAUCAGAGUAAAGUGCUCAUGAUAGCUGUGUUCCUGGAGAAGUUCUGCUUUUGGAAGUCAGUACAAACUGAUUGGAAUAGAGAUCUGAGAAGUAGUCAUGGUGUGGAAUCCACAUUUUAAUGUUCCAAGUUCUCCAUAUCUUUCUGUCCAGCAUAUGAAGAGAGCACAUUGCAUAACUAUUGCCUUGGCAAGACAGAGUAGGUUGCAGUCUUUCUCAGGACUAGAUUUUUAUUGUGUUCCAACAAAAUCAACGUGUUGUUGGGGGACAAUGUUUAGGUCUCUCUGGGCGGAAAAGAACUGAAAUCUCAGUGUAGUGCAAUACUUUGACCUAUGUUGGGAGCUCCAGUAGAGAAAAAAAAAAGUCCUGCAUUCUCCAGAGGAGGAAAAGCUGUUUUGAAACUUGUAUUAAUGUUCCCUGUUGCAUUGAAAUAAGUGGUUUCAUAGAUAAUUUACUUCCUGAUUUGUUUGGUUUGCACUCAUCCCUGUUCUUAGUGUGUUUUGCUGUGGAAGACAUUUUUUUUGUAACAUGCAGUACUAAGGCAAUAAAAACAUUUUAAAAAUGCA
Chroicocephalus ridibundus (black-headed gull) is the source of this 1644-nucleotide messenger RNA. RefSeq names its product intraflagellar transport 22 (gene IFT22). The coding region runs from base 89 to 685 and encodes 198 amino acids. Gene Ontology annotation, molecular function: GTPase activity. Gene Ontology annotation, biological process: intracellular protein transport. Gene Ontology annotation, cellular component: endomembrane system. The record is from RefSeq and is a predicted model, not a curated record. The transcript has 5 exons. NCBI's taxonomy places the organism in Eukaryota, Metazoa, Chordata, Aves, Charadriiformes, Laridae.